AUGCUUCGGGGGCCCGCGGCCCUGGCUCCCGCCGCCGGGCCGCUCCCCAAGGGGCUGGCCGCGAUGGGCGCCGCCGAGGUGUGGCCGCCGGGCCUCGGCAGCCCGCAGCUCCGCCAGACCACCACCGCCUGCUACCACCCGCCGUUCCCGCCGCCGGUGCCGCCCGCCGCGGCGCCCGGCACCUGCCUCGACGCCACCCCCCACGGACCGGAGGGCCCAGCUGUGCGGUGCGCGCCGGCCGGCCGGCUGCCGGCCAAAAGGAAGUUGGACCUGGACGGCAUCGGGAGACCUACAAUCCCUGAAUUCCGUACUCCCAAGGGGAAGUGCACUAGAGUUGAUGGCCUCCCUAGCCCCAAAACCCCCAAGUCCCCUGGAGAGAAGACUCGGUAUGACACAUCGCUGGGGCUGCUCACCAAGAAGUUCAUUUACCUCCUGAGUGAGUCCAAGGAUGGGGUCCUGGACCUGAACUGGGCAGCUGAAGUGCUGGAUGUGCAGAAGCGACGUAUCUAUGACAUCACCAAUGUCCUGGAGGGCAUCCAGCUCAUCCGCAAGAAGGCCAAGAACAACAUCCAGUGGGUGGGCAGGGGAAUAUUUGAAGACCCCACUCGGCCUGGGAAGCAGCAGCAGCUGGCGCAGGAACUGAAGGAGCUGAUGAGCAGGGAGCAGGCCCUGGACCAGCUCAUUCAGAGCUGCUCUCUGAACUUCAAGCAUCUGACUGAGGACAAGACCAACAAGAAACUGGCCUACGUGACUUACCAGGACCUCCGUGCUAUCGGCAACUUUAAGGACCAGACGGUGAUCGCUGUCAAGGCUCCGCCGCAGACAAGACUGGAAGUGCCUGACAGGACUGAGGAGAACCUGCAGAUAUACCUGAAGAGCACCCAGGGGCCCAUCGAAGUUUACCUGUGCCCAGAGGAGGUGCAAGAGCCAGACAGUCCUGCCAAGGAUCCCCUCCCCUCUACCUCCACCCUCGGCCCCAGCACCGACUCCGCCCAGGCCAGCAGCAGCAGCACCAACCCUGGCAUCCCGGAACCCAUGGCAUCCCCAGCGCCAGCGCUGACUUCCCAGCAGGUCCUGCCACCACCGCCACUUCCACCACCCCUGGUCCCCCUGGAGGCCACUGACAACAUGCUGGAGCUGCCACACCCACUUCUGCAGCAGACAGAGGACCAGUUCCUGUCCCAGACACUGCCCUGCAGCUCCCCGCUGAUCAGCUUCUCCCCGCCCUUGGACCAGGACGACUACCUGUGGGGCCUGGACGGGGGUGAGGGCAUCAGUGACCUCUUCGACUCCUAUGACCUCGGGGACCUACUGAUUAAUUGAGUGGCCUUGCCUCCCGCAACAGCCCCUCCCCUGUUGCUACCUCCUCAUAGACUGACUGACAGGCCCUCUACCGGCAUAGGGAUGGCAAACAUAGGGUGCUGCCCUCAGGGUGGGGGGUCCCCUCCUCUCCUUUCCUAACCCUGCAGACAAGCUGUCUGGGGGCAUGUGGAGCAUCCCAAUGAGGAGGGUGUCAGGGGUUGGGUCCUAGCUUUUCUAAUGGCAGCUUGGCCUGGGAAGGCCCAUCCAGCCUUCUGACCUCUGACCUUUUCCAUGAAGGGCCACAGGGCAGGUGACCAGGUCCAGGGAAAGGACCUGUCACCACCUUUUGAGGGAUGAUUAGGAUCCUCAGUUUACCAAGAAGCACUUAAUGCCUUUGUAUUUAUUUCAGGUUGAGUUUUGUUUGUCUUCCCUGGAUUUCAGCAGGGAGAUUGUUCUUGUUUCUAGUAAGCCUUUCCCUCAGACAGGUCCAGCACUGUCCAUUGUCCAAAGGCAGGCCUGGGCUUUCAGGGGCCCAGGCCAGCUCCCUGGUGUCCCCACAGCAGUUGGGGACGGGUCCCUGAGGGCCGCCCAGUCUGCUGGAGCUCUAAUUGCACUUAGGCUGUAAUUCCAGUGAGCAGUGGCUGCGGGCCCCUGGGCCUCUCCUCUCAGCCGCUGUCUCCAGGUGAGGCACCAGCCUUGGCUCCCUGGUCUUCUCUGCCCCAGAGUUGUUUCCAGCCAUCCCAACACAGGAGACACUGGGUCUCCUCAGGGAAUGGGAGCCGCCAGUUAGGGAUACUCUUCCUAUGGAAUUCCUUACCUCUUAGAAUGUAAAAACCUGCAGCAGGGAGUCAGCAGAGAAAAACUCCCAAGGAAACUCCAACAGGAAUGGCUGCCUUGGGCACCUUUUCUCUGCUGUUGCCUCACCCUCACAUGGUCUGUUUCACAGCGAGGACCUGGGAGGCUGAGGCAGCUCCCCCACAGAGAUGGUGGGAUUCACUGCCCCAAGGCACUCUGGGAACUGCCUCUGUGGUCCUCUCCUUCCCUGGAAGGAUUAUUUUUGCCAAUUUUAUUAAAGAGGUGAUGCUUCAAGGGCCUCACUUGCCCCCAGCUCUCACACAGACCCUCUAAGGACAGGUGAUCAGGAUGUAGUGACUUGUUGACCCCUUUUGUCACAUGAAUGCUGAAGGGGUGUGGCAGAGAGAGGUGGUCAUUGUAGACCCAGACCAUGGCAGCUAAUGGGGAGGUGGGCUCGUGUUACCCUCUCCAGACUUGGGGUCCUGAGAAGGUCUUUUGGUCUCAACCCGUCUCACCCCUCCCUCUACCCCUCUAGAAGCUUACUGUUCCACAGUGUUCCUUUAUCCCAGCUGGGUGGGGGUGUCGGGGGUUCAACUCUCUUCUACCCAGUCUGGCUUGGGGGUACUCUGGGCUGAACCAAGCCUGUGCCUUCUGGAGAGAGGCAGCGCAGGAUGGUGGGCUGAGAGGCCCGCGACCCACCCUCAGGGAGCUAGGUGUCCUCAGGGGCUCAGCUGGGCAGCACUUUUUUGUUUGUAGCAUUAAGUUGGCUUAAUAUAUGAAGUUGGUCUUGUUGGAUUGCUCCUGAGCAUGCCUGCUGGCAUCUGAAUUUUGGGAGGUGUAUUUGUUUGGGAGUGGGGCCCAAUGUGAGCUAAUGCCCAGCGGGGGACAGUGGUGCCUUGUCAUUUGCUCAACUUCCUGAGCCCUCAAGUUCUUGAUCUCCCCAGAAUGGUCAGCAGGUGACAGGCACCCAUUCUAUGGACAGGACUCGUGUGUAUGUUUCACAGAAAUGCCUUUGGUCUCCCUUCCCACAUACCCACAGGGGUCUUAUCAGAAGCCCAUCCUAAAGCCCAGCACAUCAAGGGUCAACCUUGGCCCUUGGGUGAGAACGGGGUACAACAUGGGCUCUGGUUUGGGGGGUGUGGGGUUGAGAUGGUGUUGCUUUUCUGAGGUCUCUGCUGGGCCACCAUUUAGCUGUGCACGAUCUCUGAGGAGAGAAACUUGACUUCCAUGCCUUGGUCUCUGUCUAGAGCUUUUCCCAGAAUUAAAUGAGAGAGAAGGGAAGAGGCCUGCAGGACCCAUGGAAAAUGAGCUUACUGGUAAAGUCUUAAGCUUAUUCCCCAAAUGCCCAGCUAGAGGGUUGGACAGAAGGGCUGCCCCUGGCAUUAUGGCCUGUGUCCUGAGCAGCUGCUCCCCUCUCCUGAGCUGAACCCCUCCGUCCCCUGCCUGGCCCAGGGCUGGACUGUUCAGAACAAACCUUAAACGCCCUACUUUCUUGUCAAUGAUACUUGAAACCCCCAAGUUCCACUGGGUGCUUUAAGAAUGCGUUCUGAGAGACAGUUCCUUUGUGGGCCAAGUAAACUUUAGUGCAGAGGAAAAGCCAGUUUCCUUCUGAGGUAAAUUAUUUCUACCAGGAAAUUUCCCAGCCUCUCCCCCUCUCCCUCCCUCUUCCUACAGCCCCCCCUCCCCCAGUCACUUGUGUACCCAGGGGCAUCAAAGGCUGGGGGCUCCAGGGAACCCAGCAGCAUUAAAUUGUUCCAUUGGAGAUUCAAAGAGCUUACAACCAGGGACAUGGUCACGCACCCCUUCCUGUUAAAAGUGUUAGAUGAAGCAGAGCAGGGUCCCUUCCCAGGACCGUUGAUCCAUGGACCUGCACGGCUCCAGGGGAGAGGGGGUGGUGCAGCUUGGAAAGCCGGUUCCAUGGGGUUUUGACUUGAUUCUCCCAAAGUGUUCUGAGCAUCAGUUCUGCACAGUGUUUAGAGUGUUUAGUGAGUUUGGGUGUUCCCGUGUCUGAGCCUUUUGUGGCUUCGUGCAUUUGCAGUGAAAGCCCUUUGAGGGUGCUUGCAAGCAGCUUUCUGGUUCUUAUCGUUGUGUCCCAAGGUCCCCACCAUCCUGGGACCUUAUUCCCCCACACAGGGAUCCUCAGUGACCAAGGGCCAGCCAACCUGUGGGCCCCUGGGUGAAUAGAGAAACACCUGGUCUGUGGCACAUGUGUACCUGAGGGAACCUGGUCCCUGUGCUGGGGCUCCGUAUGGGUCACUUAGCCUGGUCUCCCCUGGGUCCUGCUUUGAUGAGCACCAUGUAAACCUUGUCUUGUGAUUACUGGGCAUUAAACAGCAACUCUGGGCACCUUGGCUCUAUUGUGUUUUCUGGAGGUCAUUACUCAGGACAGGUGUGGAACAGUCCUGACCAGGCAUGUUGGCCUGAGUUCUUCCCAGAAGCACCCUCCUCGCUUUCCCACAUUGACUUGUUACCCUGCCUGAAGUCUCACCACAGACACACUGAAAUUAGCUGCCACCUCUUCCACAGCGUGAGCCCCUGUCCUGCUCUGCCUCCAUCACCUCACUUGUGCAACUUCAAAGGCUUCCUUCAUCUUCUUGUCGAGACCCAUUCUCCAUCCCAUCUGCUGUAUCAGUGUUUCUCAAAGUGUGGUCCUCUGACCAACAUCACCUAGGAAUUGACAAGAAAUGCGUAUUCUCAGGCCCCACCUGUCCCCUUAAGAAAUUCGGGGUCGGACCUAGAAUUCUAUCUUAAUGAAUCCUCCAGGUGAUUCUGGUGCAUCUAAGACCCAUACUCUCUGCUACCCUGAGACCCUUCUGAAAUGCAGCUCUGAUCAAGUCAUUCACCUACUUAGCAGGUGGCCUGCUUUGUCCUCAGGAUGAAGCUCCACUUAGCUCAGCAUGAAAGUCCAUUUACAAUCUGGAAAGGCUGGUCCUGCAUUUCCAGCCUCACUGGCCUCCUUGUCCACCACCCACAGCCACAUGGGACUUCUUUAUCAGCUCCUGAAGAUAACGCGUUUUCCCUCUUAUGCUGUUCACCCAAUCAGGGUACCCUUUCUGUCCCCCCAAACAGACUCUGUCUUCUUCAAGGCCCCAUUCAAGAAGAGUUUUGUAGAGUGGUCCUUGAUAUUAAUAUGUAGUCACUAGUACUUUGUACCUGAAUAUGGCUGUUUUUAGGUUAUUGUAUACCUACUAUGUGUUAGGCGUUGGGGAGAUAGAUGUGAACAAGAGUGGUCCUCAGCCUCGGGGUGCUCAUAAGAUGUCGACAUAGAAAUACAAUUACAAGUAAUGUGACAGUUGCAGUAAUGAACAUAUAGGAGUUGGGAGGGUGUUGUUAGGGAAGGUUUCUGGAGGAUAUGUUGGAACUUAAAAACAUGUUUAGUGGGGCCUCCCUGGUGGCUUAUGGGUUAGCCUCAGCACUAUCACCACUAUGGCCUGAGUUUGAUCCCUGGCAAGGGAGCUAACCCAACACACAUAUGGUGCAGCAGACUUCUCCUUUCUUGCCCACUUUCCCCUCAGCAGUGUAUUUCAGUAAAUCCACCUGUUCUGCUCCCCACUGUGUCUCUGGUGAAUCCUCUCACCCCCCUGCACCUCUGGCCUAUACCCCAGUUCUUCUGUGCAAAAGAAAACAUACUUAGUUAAACCAGGCACAAAUGAUCACGUGAUCUCGUUUAUAUAAGAUGUCCAGAAAAGACAAAUCUGUAUGGAUAGAAAGUAGAGUAGUGGCUUUGGAGAAGGGAGUAAGGGAGUUAAUGGGAACAGGGC
Messenger RNA from Talpa occidentalis (Iberian mole), 5858 nucleotides. RefSeq names its product E2F transcription factor 2 (gene E2F2). Gene Ontology annotation, molecular function: DNA-binding transcription factor activity, RNA polymerase II-specific; RNA polymerase II cis-regulatory region sequence-specific DNA binding; protein dimerization activity. Lineage: Eukaryota; Metazoa; Chordata; Mammalia; Eulipotyphla; Talpidae. Gene Ontology annotation, biological process: regulation of transcription by RNA polymerase II. The record is from RefSeq and is a predicted model, not a curated record. Gene Ontology annotation, cellular component: RNA polymerase II transcription regulator complex. The coding region runs from base 1 to 1323 and encodes 440 amino acids. The transcript is spliced from 7 exons.